AUGACCUCCUCGACCGCGGCGUCCCAGUCCGAGCUCAAGGCCGCCAAGGUCCCCCUCGGCUGGCGCGACCAGUGCUCUGCGCUGCUCAUCCCCUUGAACGUGUGCAGGAAGGAGAAGCUGUACCUGCCUUGGGAGUGCGAGAAUGAGCGGCAUGUGUAUGAGAAGUGCCAGUACGACGACUAUAUGCGCCGGAUGAAGGAGCUGUCGAAGCGCAAGCUCGAGGCCGCGGAGGAGUGA
This is a messenger RNA of Trametes versicolor FP-101664 SS1, 237 nucleotides long. RefSeq lists its product as uncharacterized. Lineage: Eukaryota; Fungi; Basidiomycota; Agaricomycetes; Polyporales; Polyporaceae. The record is from RefSeq and is a predicted model, not a curated record. The coding region runs from base 1 to 237 and encodes 78 amino acids. The transcript is spliced from 4 exons. Gene Ontology annotation, cellular component: mitochondrion.